CAGAACUUUACUUGUCGUUGAUUGGUCAUUGAGGAGGAAGUAACUGGAUGUAACAGUGUUAGCUUGAGUUGCUAAGACCGGGGAAAAAGCGGCUCAAAGUUUGUGUAAAAAUAGGUAUGUAGUUGAAGUCUCAGACACUCUGCUGGACAGAUAUCACUGCUGGAGAACAGAAAAUCCAGAUCAAAUGACCUCUAGAGCAUGUGAAGGUUGAAGGCAAGGAUUGUGAAAAGGAGAAUCCCAAGUGGAGUGAGGAUGACUGAGACGAUGAAGGUUGAAGCAGAUGAACCUGGGGGGCUCAGCUUGGAGCCUCCUCUGCCUGCAGCAUCCACAUCAGAACCGGAGGAGGAAACACAAGACAGCAAAGAUCUCAUGUUUCCACUCCAUCAGAUGUUGGUGGUCAAAGCAGAAGUUCCCCAUGACUGGAACUCCAGUUUGGACCAGCAGGACCCAGAGCCCCCCCACAUAAAGGAGGAAGUGGAGGAACAAUGCAUCAGUCAUAAGGAAAUGCAUCUUACUGUGAAGAGGGAAGAUGAAGAGAAAACUGAGUUAUCAGAGCGUCAUCACAUCAAGACUGAAGACAGGAGGUCAGCUGAACAGCUGGAAACACAACCAGAACCAGAUAGGAACCCAGAUCUAGUACGUCCCAAUCAGAAAAGUAAGCUAAUGGUUCAUAGAAGAGGUAAAAGACAUAAACUAUGUUCCAAACUUUCACCUAAGGGUCACACGAGAGAGAAAUCAUUCGGUUGUGAUGUUUGUGACAAACGAUUUAAACGUGAGACUAAUUUUAAAUUACACAUGGUGAUUCAUAAUGAGAAAAUAGAACACAUCUGCAAUAUUUGUAGUAAAGGAUUUAAAGUAAAGCGUUCUCUUGAGACGCAUAUGAGACGACACACUGGAGAGAAGCCAUUUGCGUGUGAUGUUUGUGGUAGAAGGUUCCAUGCAAAGAGUAAUCUCACAAGUCACCUGAAGGUCCACUCAGAAGAAAAACCCUUUUCUUGUGAUGUUUGUGGUACAAGGUUUAUGAGAAACGAAAAUCUCAAGAGGCACAUGUGGAUCCACACGACAGAGAAACCAUUUGUUUGUAGUGUUUGCAGUAAAGGAUUCUCACUGCAGCAGAGGCUUGAAACUCAUAUGCGCGCUCACAAGGGAGAGAAACUGUUCAUGUGUAGUGUUUGUAGUAAAGGAUUUUCCCGACAUGAGAAUCUAAAAAGACACAUGCGCAUACAUACAGGCGAGAGGCCGUUUAUCUGCAGUUUUUGCGGUAAAGGAUUUUCACUACAAGAGACACUGAAGAGUCACAUGCGUGUUCACACAGGGGAGAAACCGUUCAUUUGCAGUAUUUGCAGUCAAGGAUUUUCUCUCCAGCAGAAUCUAAAGAGUCACAUGUACGUCCACACAGGAGAGAAACCGUUUACUUGUGGUGUUUGUAGUAAAGGAUUUUCUCGGCAGGUGUAUCUAAAAAGUCAUUCAAAGGUCCAUACAGCACCGUUUAGCUGUAGUGACUGUAGUAAAUGUUUUAUGAAUGAAAUACAGCUACAGCGGCAUGUGAGGUUCCACUCAGAGGAGAGACCGUUCAGCUGUGAUGUCUGUAAAAGCAGAUUUAAUCAAAAGAUUCAUCUUGAAAGUCAUAUGAGAGUCCAUUCAGGAGAAAAACCAUUUGUUUGCAGUGUUUGCAGUAAAGCGUUUUCCCGACCUGGAGAUCUGAACAGACACAUGGGUGUUCAUAAGGGCUGUAGCUUAUGAUUGAGAAAUCUGUCCAAAUCUGCUUUUAGACAGUCAACUGUUAUUUUGAUCCCUGCUCUCUGGAGGUUUAUCCUCUGACAUCGACAGUGUUUGAUGAAACCUUUUGAAAGUGUUUCACUUCUUUGAUCAGCUGUAAGUUAAAAUAUGGAAAACAUCAAACUUGGGAUGAGCACAGUUUGUCCAAAUGAGUUCAAAUAAAAAUCCUUACAUCGUUUCACAUUGUGUUUUUAGACAUGACGAAAGUGCAUUAAUGUCACCACAAGAUGGCAGCGAUACAUUUGCUGAAGAAGUAAACUAUAACACAGAGAGACUUCAGGCUGCAGAUUUUAUGUAGCAGAGCCCUGAAUGAAGCGGAAACGGACCCACUGUAAAUAAAAAUCGAAAUUAACAAUGAUAAUAAUAAACUGUACAAGACAAUUACAUAAAAUACUGUCCAGUUAUUACAAAUAAAAAUGAUUAUUUUUACUUGAACUGGCAGGAGGCGACAGCAGAGGUCCACCAGUGCUUAAAACAUGGAAAUUAUUUCACAAAGUUUGAAAAAAAAAAAAAGAACAGUGUGUACAGUAAAUCACCAGACAUCCAGAUCUGAUUACCGUAUGGUUAUUGCUACAGCUGCCCUCUGCUGCUGGGGCAUCAUGUGACAGGUCUUGCUCUUCUGAUUGGUGCUUGUGAUCUCUUGAAGGGAGAUACCACUAUUACAUCAGUAUCUUCAGUACAAGAGAAUUUUGUUUUGAUAUAUCUGAAUUAAUAACAUGUCAUAAAAUAGUAACCUUUUUUAUUGUAUUUAAUUUCUUAGAAUGAUCCACCUGCCAAGGCGUGCUCUGUGAAACUGGUUUUCUGUGAACACUAAAAUAUGACAUUUAAGGCGGAAAUGUUUUGUUCAAGAAUGGUGUUAAAAGCUAGCAAUACAAUUUAAUACUUAGUGCCUGCCUUAAUAAAAAUGAAUAAGAUGCAAAACUAUACAUGUCCCAUGUGUGUAAAAAAUAAAAUCCGGAAUCCCCAGUUUAAUAUAAUUGUCUUCUUUGCCCCGUUUAUCGUGUUUUUAAAUAGGAUAUAUGUUGGAUUGUACUGACACUUUUAGUGUUCAGUCUAAAAUGUGAAUACAUUUAAAUAAUGGAUAUUAUGUCUUUAUUUAUUUGUAUAUUUGUUCAAUAUAAAAUAUGUAGUCCGUUAUUAGGAUGAUUUUUAUUUAAUAAGCUGGAUGCAAUGGACUAAUAGUGGAGCUCUGCAAACUACAAAACCAUGUAUUUCUUCCAACUAGCAGAGCUCACUCCAUGCAGCGUGUUCAGGUUGGUGUUCUUGCUUUGUCAACAUCUUUUUAUUUUUUCAUCAGAGUUGUAUUUAUGUAACUAUUGCAGAGAAAGUGUUACGCUGACUUUGCUGCAAGCAGUGGUCAUGAACAGAAUUGUUUAUUGGAUUCAAGUCUGUCCUAGAAAACCAUCCUCUGUAGAUGGGAAUGAUUACUUUGGUAAAUAAAUAUAAAAAAUGUCUUGGUUGUAA
Xiphophorus couchianus (Monterrey platyfish) is the source of this 3243-nucleotide messenger RNA. Its product is annotated as gastrula zinc finger protein XlCGF57.1-like. The record is from RefSeq and is a predicted model, not a curated record. NCBI's taxonomy places the organism in Eukaryota, Metazoa, Chordata, Actinopteri, Cyprinodontiformes, Poeciliidae. Bases 253 to 1743 code for a protein of 496 amino acids. The transcript is spliced from 3 exons.